AGAAAGGAAAAUUGAUAAUAUUUAUAAAUAAAUAGGUUUUUCUGUCUGUUCGGGUUUGUGUGUGUGUUUACGCGGACGGCCUGGCCUGGCGAAAAAUCAUCGAAAGAGUUGGAAAACGGCCAAAGAAUUCCAUUGAUAAGGUGUCCGGGCUUAUCAGUCGCCAGGCGAUAGUGAAAAAAGUAAUUAAAACCCAAAGCAAAAAAGAGCGAAAAGAAAACUCGUUAUUGAAGCUGUGCUAAGUGGGAACAAAGUGCAAUAAAUGAAUAGGAAAAAUCAGCAGCAGAGCAGCAUCAGACCCGCCGUUUGAAUCAUCGGAAUAUUCCAUUGAACCCUCCAGCCCCCAGCCAUCAUGGAGGGUGGCUCCCGAUAGAGUGAUCCGAUCCACAAGGAACCCGUUCUGCCAGCGGAAGCCAAGCGAUGGCCUCCCUGCAGCAGAAGCGCCCCAGCAUCUCGAACUGGUUCUCGUCGCUGCGGCGCCCACCAAAGGACAAGAAGGGCCCCUCCCUGGGGAACAGCGGGAGCUUUGGCAGCAAACAGCAGCUGCAGCGGAGCUGCGUCGAUCUCCCCUCGAGUUUCGUAGGAGGAGGCGGCAUACCAGGAUUCAAUGUGGAGGGAGUGGGAUUCAGUGUCGAUCGGAGCAGCAGGAGCAACAGCACCUUCUACAUCAAUCCGCUGAAGGCCUCCAAGGAGGAUCGCCGCCGACUGGUGGAGACUGGCAGCAGCAGUGGCGGCAGCAGCAGUCGGAGCAGCAGCGUCUGUGUGCGAUGCUUCUGCAAUCUGCUGUCGAAGAGCGAAGAGAAGACACCCACCCCUACGCCCACGCCCCUGCCCACUCCCCCGCCCGCUAAGGUGCCGCCCAAACCCCCAGCCAAGCCCCGUUCCCCCUCGCUGGCGCCCUACACGAGUGUGGCGACAUACAACAUCACGACCUUGACGCCCGACAGUCCCCCGCCCGCCAGUCCGACGCCGAGCAGCGUGACCGUCAGCUGCAGCGACACGAGCCGCACGGUGGAGGUGAAGCGCCUGCCCUGCGACGAGCCCCGCACGGAGCUCUACAGCAAGCGAUCGGAGUACACGCACGCGACCACCACGACGAUCACAAGGACUCUGAUAGUCUCGCGGCCCGUGGAGCUGCUCCUCAACGACAAGGGGGAGAUCAUCUCGCGGAGAUCGCCGCGCAAGACGCGCUCCAAUUCGCUAGGAUGCAUGCUGGAUGUGGUGGAUGGCGAUGGCGAUGCCGAUGCCUAUGGCGGCAUGGAUAAUCCCUGCCUGCAGCUCGAUACGGACACGGAUGCUCCGAGCUCGGUUCUGAGCUCCCCGCUGACACCCGAUGCGGGGGACAUGCGCUUCAUCGAUGACAGCUCCCUGUCCCAGAGCGAAUCCGAAAGGAAUUCCAUCAGCAUCAACAACAACAACAACUCCAAGGAGCAGCAGAAUAACAACAACUGCAGUAGCAGCCCCAGGAGCAGCCAGGAGUCGAAUCUCUGCGAGAGUUGUCGCCAUUUGAUUGAGAGAAACCUCAGCAAUGCCGAGAAGCAGAUCAACAGCGAUGUGGUGAUACUGAGGCAACACCCAAAGCAAAUCAAAGAUGAAUUGUGCGAAGUUGUCUCGGAAAUGGAGGUGCUCGAUGUGCCCGAAGACUGCAAGCAUUCCAACAAGGACAAGCAAAUGUCCAUUGGUCGCAAAAAGUUCAAUAUGGAUCCGAAAAAAGGCAUUGAGUAUCUCGUGGAGAACCGACUGCUGCGUCACGAUCCCCAGGAUGUGGCGCAUUUCCUCUACAAGGGCGAGGGCCUCAAUAAAACGGCCAUAGGCGAUUACCUCGGCGAAAAGAACGAUUUCAACGAGGAUGUCCUCAAGGCCUUCGUGGCGCUACACGACUUUACCAAUCUCAUUCUAGUGCAGGCCCUAAGACAAUUUCUCUGGUCGUUUCGACUGCCCGGCGAGGCGCAGAAGAUCGAUCGAAUGAUGGAGUGCUUUGCACAGCGCUACUGCCAGCUAAAUCUGGACAUCUUCACCAACACGGACACAUGCUAUGUGCUCAGCUUUGCCAUUAUAAUGCUCAAUACAUCGCUGCACAAUCCAUCGGUCAAAGACAAACCCACCGUUGAGCAAUUCAUCUCGAUGAAUCGUGGCAUCAACAACGGCGGGGACUUGCCCCGCGGCCUGCUGGAGUCCCUCUACGAGUCCAUACGCACCGAGCCAUUCAAAAUACCCCAAGACGAUGGCAACGAUCUGAUGCACACCUUCUUCAACCCCGACAAGGAGGGCUGGCUGUGGAAGCAGGGCGGCAGAUACAAAUCGUGGAAGAGACGCUGGUUCAUAUUGAACGACAAUUGCCUCUACUACUUUGAAUACACCACCGACAAGGAGCCGCGUGGCAUUAUACCGCUGGAGAAUAUAUCGGUGCGGGAGAUACACGAUCGCAGCAAACCGCAUUGCUUCGAGCUGUUUGCCACUGGCGGUGCCGAUAUAAUCAAGGCCUGCAAGACUGAUUCCGAGGGCAAGGUGGUGGAGGGCAAGCAUACCGUGUACCGCAUGUCCGCCGCUACGGAGGAGGACCAGCAGGAGUGGAUCAAGCGGCUGACGCAGUCGAUCAGCCACAACCCGUUCUACGAUAUCCUAGUACAAAGAAAGAAAAAGGCGCUCAGCAAGAGUUAGUAUUAAGACAGAGCUCGGCCUAAACAUAUUUGUCUUGGAUCUCAGUGAAACCCUGCAGCGCGUGUGUGGCAGUGGCGGCGGCGGCGUCGGCGGCUCUCCCCUUAUAUAUACAUCUACAUAUACUACCUUUUACAAAUAUAUAUACCAUUUAUUGUUCAUUAUUGUAUGUUUGUGUGUGUGUGUGUUCGCAUGCGUGAGAUUUUGCAAUGUUUAGCCAAUACAAGAGAGUAUCUGUAGUUUGUUCACCUUGCGGUUUGCCCCAAUUCGUCCUCUGCCGCCCCGCCCCCGCCCUGCCACACGCCGACGCACUCCGAACCGCAAACUUUGUCUCUAUUGUUGUGAUAUAAUUUAUUUAAGCAUUAAGCAGUACAAUACGGAAGAAACAGAAACCGAAACAGAAACAGAAUACAUGAAAUUGCAUCGUUAAGAAAUACACAUCUGAAAAAUCUUCAAAUUAGUGCAAA
This is a messenger RNA of Drosophila persimilis, 3122 nucleotides long. It is a transcript of the gene step, whose product is annotated as cytohesin-1. Gene Ontology annotation, molecular function: guanyl-nucleotide exchange factor activity. The transcript is spliced from 9 exons. Bases 418 to 2658 code for a protein of 746 amino acids. NCBI's taxonomy places the organism in Eukaryota, Metazoa, Arthropoda, Insecta, Diptera, Drosophilidae. The record is from RefSeq and is a predicted model, not a curated record. Gene Ontology annotation, biological process: regulation of ARF protein signal transduction.